AUGCUCAUAAUAUAUUUUCUCUGCGUCUCUCAAAUCUCCACACUAUUUCCGGGUGCUGAACCCGACGAGGGAGACACUCGCCACAUUUAUCCGAUUAUUUAUAUUGGUUUGGGUCUCGACACGCACGCACAUUCGAUACCGUACAUUUUUGGAUGGCUGGAGAAUUUGGAAUAUCCCAAGAAUCGUGUGAUUUUGGAGAUUUUUGUGGGGAAUCGCGGCGAGGAUUCGACGAUUCAUCAGACGAAAUGGUGAGGAUUUGAAACUAUUGUCUAGUUUCAUUUUGGAGCUCUUGAAAUUCUCUAAAAAAUGAUGUAUAGCAACCCAGAUUUACUCAAAAAUUAGCACUAAAAACCCCCUAAACAGUCCCAAAAAAAAUAAAAGUAAAACAACGACACUCCGCUUGCGCGUUGUUUAAUUUUCACAGACUGUUUGAACGAGCGGAGUGUCGUUGUUUUAUUUUUAUUUUUUUUCUGUUUUUUUCUUUUUCCAGCGAAAUUCAACGAAUUUUCGAUUUCAGGUGGAUUGACAACACAAAACAACACUUCAAAAAUGUGCAAAUCCACGAAGAAAUCGACGAAAACACUGAAAAUUGGCUGGAAAUCGCUCUCCGCACAGCGCGUCUCAAAAAAGCUGAAAAAUGUCUGCUUUUGACUGGAGACACUGUUCCAACUGAGACGAAUAUUCUGAAAGUGGGUGAUUUUCAGCGAAAUUAUCAAUUUGUUUGAAUAUAUAUUUUCAGUCUAUUUUCAAUGAGAAAAAACAUGUUGUGGUGGUUCCGGUUUUUCAAUCAAUCGAUGGAUCUUCGAAUUUAUACGCAGAUUUGACAGAAAGUUUGGAUUUGAGGAAAAAUGUUCGAGAAGAGGUAAGUAGAUCAAUUUUUGGCGCGAUAUCUGACCUAAAAUCGAUUUUUUGCAGAUUUCAACUUUCGCUCUACCCUUGGCUAUUAAUUUAGGCCAAAUGGACUCUUCUUAUCUCACCUUUGACUCUCAAAAUUUGCCAUUUUUCGAUGGUCCUAAUGAUUCUGGCUAUGUUUUCUUAAAAUCCGCAGAAAAUAUGAAAAUCGCGAUUUGGGCGGAUAAUCAAAAGGAUUAUGGGAUUUUUGUGAAUCCAGAGAUUGAGGAAUUGGAAGAUAGAAGAAUGAUGGUGAGGAAAAUAGAAAAUUAGCAAAUACGCUCUAUUGAUAAAUAUUUUGCAGAUUCGUUAUCAUCUCGCUGAUCUUUUGGCUGAUGAUAAGCCGAUUCCACCGAUUUCAAGAUCCGUUAGACCGUGGGUUCCAGAAAAAUCGAAUUUAGGAUUUGAUAGGUAUUUUUAAAUACCCUUCCCCCUUUAAUUAAUUAAAAAAUCAAUAAUUUUCCAGAAUUUAUUUGAUAAACUUGAAGCGACGAAGUGAAAGAUUAGAAAGAAUGCAAAAAAUCUUUGAAAUUCUGGGCAUCGAAUUCCAGAUUCUAGAAGCUGUAGAUGGACAAAAUCUGGAAAAUAUCGCGGAAAAAUACCAAAUCCUUGAUGGUUAUUUGGAUCCCAUCAAGAAUCGGCCGAUGAAAAACGGCGAAAUCGGAUGCUUUUUGAGCCAUUUUCGAAUUUGGCGUGAAAUUCUGGAGGAAAAAUUGGAGAAGGUUGUGGUUUUUGAGGAUGAUUUGAGGUUUUCGGCAGGGGGAUUGAAGAGAAUUCGAGAGGUUUUGAUGGAUUUGGAAGCAUCGAGGAGAAUUUGGGAUUUGAUUUAUUUGGGAAGAAAAAAGCAAUCAGAUAAGGUAAAGAAUUCUGGACUUUUUUGAUGUCUAUGUUCCUUUAAAAACCACAGUUUUCCAUAUAAAACCCAAAUUUUAAAGGGACAUUUCACGUAUUUUUUUUGGCCCUCGGUUCGCGGUUGGUAUACUGUAUUGACUUGUGCAAACACGGUGACGCACAAAUGCACAAAAAUCUCUCGCGUCUCUCCAUUUUGCGCGCUAUUUUUCGAAAUUGGUCCCGCCACGAACCCCGAAACGCUAAAACGGCACCCGUCCGCUCCACCAAAGCUUAUUUCCAUGCAGUUUUUCACGGCGAUAAAGAUGGUGUACUCAGAUUUUCAUUUGGUGCAGCCGUUUUUGAUAUUUUGGUGGAAAAUUAAAGCAUGUCCCUUUAAACAGCGAACCGAGAUUUUUUGUUCAGCAACAAAAUACGUGAUUUAUUUACAAACAAAAAUCUUUUUCUUUCAUAAAAAUAUCCCUCUCUUUUUCUCCCAUAAAAGGAUGUGCACUUUCGCGUCGCCGUGUUUGCACAAAAAAAUUCAUAGAUUUAUUUUUCCCUUUUUCUUUCCAGCAAGAACUAUGGAUUCCUCAACACCGCCAUCUAAGUUCAGUCGAAUAUUCCUAUUGGACCCUCGGAUAUAUGCUAUCCCAAGAAGGCGCCAGAAAAUUAUUGACACCAAAUCCACUCACAAAAAUCGUGCCGGUUGAUGAAUAUCUUCCAAUAAUGUUCGAUAAACAUCCAAAUUCCGAUUGGUCUUCGAAUUUCGCGCCAAGAAACUUGGAAGCCUUCACUCUUUAUCCGCUCGUGGUUUCACCACAAAAAUAUACAAAUGAAGUGGGAUAUAUUUCGGAUACCGAAGAUUCGUUGAUCAUUUCGGAAGCGAAUUUACAACGUGACCCAGAAAACCACGGGGAAUUAUGA
Caenorhabditis angaria is the source of this 2646-nucleotide messenger RNA. NCBI's taxonomy places the organism in Eukaryota, Metazoa, Nematoda, Chromadorea, Rhabditida, Rhabditidae. The record is from the annotation of a GenBank genome assembly.